Molecule: messenger RNA, 3701 nt
Organism: Zea mays
Lineage: Eukaryota; Viridiplantae; Streptophyta; Magnoliopsida; Poales; Poaceae
Product: PH, RCC1 and FYVE domains-containing protein 1
Exons: 5
Coding region: 554-3292 (912 amino acids)
Molecular function (GO): metal ion binding
Source: RefSeq, a predicted model, not a curated record
AGUCGCUGCGGAACAAGUACAGUAAUACACUGUUUCUCCCUCGUAAUUAUUAUUAUUAAUCAGACAAAGAGAAAAAAGGGCGCAAAAAAAAAAAGAGCAGGGCAGGAGAGGACUGAGAGCGAGGCCGAGGACCAAGAAGACCGACCAAGCGUGAAGCGCCCUUUGUCUCGACGCCGCUGCCGCCGCAAAGACUCGCGAUUCGCGAGAGAAGCGGCCGCAGCAGCCGAGCUUCUCUCGCCCCCGCCGCUCCUCUCCCACUCCACCACCGCGCUUCAGAUUCCACAGGUGAGAGGCAAAAGGCAAGAGCCGAAGAAGCGAGCCGAGGCGCCACCGCUCUCCCGCCUGCUUCCUCCGCCGGCCCGGCCGUCCCGGCCGGCGAGCGAGAGCCAACGAACUGCGGGCCGAAGCGAACUGCCGGGGCCACCGUGGGGCGGAGAUCCGCACCGGACCUCCCACCGGUUCCUGGUUGUGGAAUACCUGGCCAACCCCUUUUUCUAUGUGUCGCUGCUGGUCAUAAAACCCAAUAGUUACUUGGAGAUCACAUGCAACAAAUAUGCACACUAAAGGGGCUUCUUCAGAUGCCAUCAGAGUUAGCACCUCUAGUGCCCCCAGCACAUCGAGCCAUGGUUCUGCACAAGAUGACUAUGAUUCCUCUGGGGAUGUGUACGUGUGGGGUGAAGUCAUUUGUGACAACACUGUAAGAGUUGGUCCUGAUACAGUAAUCAGGUCUACCGCUAAGGCUGAUUUUCUAUUGCCUAAGCCCCUGGAGUCCAAGCUAGUUCUUGAUGUGUACCAUGUGGAUUGUGGGGUCAAGCACGCUGCUUUGGUCACAAAGAAUGGGGAAGUGUUUACAUGGGGUGAGGAAUCUGGAGGACGUCUUGGCCAUGGAUCAAGGGAGGACUCUGUGCACCCUCGCCUAGUUGAGUCAUUAGCUAUUUGUAAUGUGGACAUUGUUGCUUGUGGGGAGUUCCACACCUGUGCUGUGACAACAUCUGGGGAACUUUACACCUGGGGUGAUGGAACACAUAAUAUUGGACUUCUAGGCAAUGGUACCGAUGUAAGCCACUGGAUUCCUAAAAGAAUUUCAGGAGUACUGGAGGGUCAUCAAGUUGCGUAUGUUUCUUGUGGGACCUGGCAUACAGCCUUGGUUACGUCGAGGGGACAGCUAUUUACGUUUGGUGAUGGUACAUUCGGAGUUUUAGGACAUGGAAACCGCGAGAGUUUUUCGUGUCCAAGGGAGGUAGAAUCUUUAUCGGGGUUGAAAACAAUUGCUGUGGCUUGUGGUGUAUGGCACACGGCAGCUGUUGUAGAAGUUAUAGUCACCCAAUCCAGUUCAAGUAUGUCUUCUGGAAAGCUCUUCACAUGGGGAGAUGGUGACAAACAUCGGCUUGGUCAUGGUGACAAGGAACCAAAACUUAAGCCUACGUGUGUGGCUUCACUUAUUGAUUAUGACUUCUGCAGGAUAGCAUGUGGUCAUAGUCUUACGGUAGGACUGACAACAUCUGGACAGGUUCUGAGCAUGGGUAAUACUGUCUAUGGUCAGCUUGGGAAUCCUCGUUCAGAUGGUAAACUUCCAUGCUUAAUUGAAGAUAUCAUGGGUGAACAUGUUGUCCAAGUUGCAUGUGGUUCCUACCAUGUUGCAGUCUUAACAAAUAAGAGUGAGGUUUUUACAUGGGGAAAGGGGGCCAAUGGAAGACUGGGUCAUGGAGACGUAGAGGAUAGAAAAAUACCUACACUGGUUGAAUCAUUGAGAGACAGGGCUGUUAGGCACAUAGCUUGUGGUUCAAACUUCACUUCAGCUAUCUGUCAACAUAAGUGGGUUUCUGGAGCUGAGCAGUCGCAAUGUGCCUCAUGUCGGCAACCAUUUGGGUUCACCAGGAAGAGGCAUAAUUGCCAUAAUUGUGGUCUUGUCCAUUGUAAUGCGUGCACCUCACAUAAGGUCCUGAGAGCAGCAUUGGCUCCUAAUCCUGCAAAACCAUACCGUGUUUGUGAUUCAUGUUUUAUGAAAUUGAACAGUGCAGCAUACUCAAGUACAAUUAAUAAGAAGAAAGAGGUUGUGCCUCGCCAUUCUGGUGAAAGCAACCAUGAUGCUAAAUUAGCUAGAGCAAUUGUGCCCAGCAAUUUGGAUAUGAUUAGAAGUUUGGACAGCAAGGCAGCAAAACAAGGGAAGAAAACUGAUGCACUGUCAUUCCUUCGGACUCCCCAAAUGAGUUCGCUUCUUCAGCUAAGAGAUAUCACUUUAUCUGGUGGAAUUGAUCUGAACAAGUCAGUUCCAAGAGCAGUUCGCACAUCAGUCCGAUCAUUGAACUCAUCUAGGGCUGUUUCCCCUUUCUCUCGCAAGCCUAGUCCACCACGCUCAACCACACCAGUCCCAACAACUCAUGGUCUUUCAAUUGCUAAAACUGCUGCUGAUAGUCUUGCAAAAACUAAUGAGAUGUUAAGUCAAGAGGUUGAAAGACUCCGUGCACAGGUUGACAAUCUAAGGCGCCGUUGCGAGCUUCAAGAACUUGAGUUGCAGAAAUCAGCAAAGAAAGUACAAGAAGCCAUGUCAAUGGUUUCAGAGGAAUCCGCAAAAUCUAAAGCUGCUAAGGAAGUAAUAAAGUCCUUAACAUCACAGCUCAAGGAUAUGGCUGAAAGACUACCUCCAGAUCAGGGAGCCUAUGAUGGUAGCGAAGCAAAACAAGCACAUGUUCCAAAUGGCAUUGAGAUGUAUGCUUCUAUUUACACUAGCAUGAAUGGUAUUCAUCAGCCACGAAAUGAGUCUGUCAGUGCCCUAAGCACGCCUGGCCUGCAUAUUGGACGAUCAUCGCACCCAAAUGGAAUCUCAAAUCAUCAUCAAUCACCAGGAAGUAUUACUGAAAACAGUGAAGUGAGUGCUCACACCCAUAGGGUUUCAGGUCCUCCCGACGUUGAAAAUCCGAAUCGAAGGGGACAUAGCAGUAGUGACGAGAUGCUCAGUGCAAGUAGUAGAGCAGACGAUAGUAGCAGCAGGGACGCUAGAUCCCUUUUGAAUGGUGAGGAUGGUUACAAAUCUCGGAGUGCAGUAUCUUUGCCCAGCAACCAAGUUCAGGCUGAGUGGAUUGAGCAGUAUGAACCAGGUGUAUACAUAACACUGACAACUCUUCGUGAUGGGACCCGAGAUCUAAAGCGUGUACGCUUCAGUCGAAGGCGUUUUGGGGAGCAUCAGGCGGAGAGCUGGUGGAACGAGAACCGCGACAAGGUCUAUGAGAAGUACAAUGUAAGGAGCUCCGAACGAGUCUCGUCGGCAUCAUCGAUCCGGUCAGGUCGAUGACCCCUCCUCCGUACCACACUACCCUGCAGUAGUCAUCAGAAAACUUCAAGUGGGAGCGCAGAGCCAAAGUCAGAGUGGCAAGGGUGCCGAGGAAUUCUUUUUUGUCCGUGUAAUGUCGAUAAUUCUUGUUACUGUUGUUAUGAAAUUGAGUCAGUGGGACUUGUUAGGUUGUCUUGUUCAGAUGUAAUGCACAUAGAGUUGUGGAACACCGAAACAUGUUGUAGGGGGUGGGGCGGUAGCAGAGGGUGGACAGUAACAGUAGCGCGCCCAGCCCUCUACGGCCUACCCUUUUGAAAGCCUUGGUUGUAGCCAAUGCAGCUAGCUGUAAAGAAGUGGCAUUUUUUUUUUGUCUCCAAAAGGUGUCACGCUUCACAUUUUGGCUAUAUUGCAUUUGAUGACAUUCAAAAUA